Messenger RNA from Acanthosepion pharaonis, 966 nucleotides. The record is from the annotation of a GenBank genome assembly. Lineage: Eukaryota; Metazoa; Mollusca; Cephalopoda; Sepiida; Sepiidae.
AUGCGUCUCUCCUCUUCCGCAUUUCUUCCCCAUCCCUUUCUCUAUUUAUUCUUUCUUCUUCCUCCUCUUCUUUUACAUCCUUCCCCUCACUUUUUCCAUUCUGAAUCACUAUUAUUUACACCCUCUUCCUCCUCUUUGAUCAUUCUGCCGCGUCUCUCCUCUUCCGCAUUUCUUCCCCUUCCCUUUCUCUAUUUAUUCUUUCUUCUUCCUCCUCUUUUCAUCCUUCCCCUCACUUUUUCCAGUUCUGAAUCACUAUUAUUUACACCCUCUUCCUCCUCUUUGAUCAUUCUGCCGCGUCUCUCCUCUUCCGCAUUUCUUCCCCUUCCCUUUCUCUAUUUAUUCUUUCUUCUUCCUCCUCUUCUUUUACAUCCUUCCCCUCACUUUUUCCAUUCUGAAUCACUAUUAUUUACACCCUCUUCCUCCUCUUUGAUCAUUCUGCCGCGUCUCUCCUCUUCCGCAUUUCUUCCCCUUCCCUUUCUCUCUUUAUUCUUUCUUCUUCCUCCUCUUCUUUUUUACAUCCUUCCCUCACUUUUUUUGAUCAGUUCUGAAUCACUAUUAUUUACACCCUCUUCCUCCUCUUUUUCCUAUCAUUCUGCCACUAUUAUUUUACUCUCUCCUCUUCCGCAUUUCUUCCCCUUCCUUUUCUAUUUUUUUUCUUUCUUCUUUCUCCUCCUCUUUUACAUCCUUCCCCUCACUUUUUCCAGUUCUGAAUCACAAUUAUUUACACCCUCUUCCUCCUCUUUUUAUCAUUCUGCCGCGUCUCUCCUCUUCCGCAUUUCUUCCCCUUUUUUCUAUUUUUUCUUUUUCUUCUCCUCCUUUUUAUUCUUUUCUUCUUCCACUAUACUUUUUCUCGUCAUCCUCCCUAUACUUUUUCUCCUUACUUUUCUUUCAGUCCUUCUCAUUUUUCUUUCUCAUUAUUUACCCUUUCUUCUUCUUCAUCGGCUUUGGUAUUCUUCUUCGUCUUGA